AUGGCGGUGCGCGUGCUCCUGCUCGGUGAUGACGUGCUCCCUAGCUCGUCGCCUGUUGCCCAUCGUUCCCUGUACCUCACGUACCCGUCUGCCGGCUCCCCACCAGCGUUGAGCUCCUCUGCUUUGGGGCUCUCGCACGAUGCCCCACUGCUGAACUCGCCCACGCCCACGCCGCACACAUCGACGCACCGGAGUCCGCCACACACGCACGUGAUGGACGCUGUCGCAGGCUUCGAGGACAGGCGAGGGUUCUGUGGGGAACUGAUGCAGGACAUACGAGGAGGCUGUGUCCUGCGGGCACCCUAUGCGGGCAAGAGGUGCCCCCGUGAGGUGUACCUCUGGGGCACCAGUAGCGCAGGUGCACCCUCCGCACAAGCCAUCACAAAUGCUCCCUGA
Messenger RNA from Trametes versicolor FP-101664 SS1, 396 nucleotides. RefSeq lists its product as uncharacterized. Bases 1 to 396 code for a protein of 131 amino acids. NCBI's taxonomy places the organism in Eukaryota, Fungi, Basidiomycota, Agaricomycetes, Polyporales, Polyporaceae. The transcript has 2 exons. The record is from RefSeq and is a predicted model, not a curated record.